UUGAGGAAGUGAAGGAACACUCGCUAUAAGAAGCCUUGCUCUCCACAGUGAGCAGUAGUUUGAGCUAUCAGACAGACAGACCGACAGACAGACAGUAGAUAUGGUUCCUUCUCCGUCAUGCAGAGAUACUUCAAUCAAUGACGAAUGUUACAAACCGACCUCCUCUGAUCAUGGAAGAACAGAGUUAGUAGCUGGAGAUUGUAUUUCUCUAUCAUGCGGGGCUCUGAGUGACUGUUCCAAUAUUACCUGGUUGUUCAGUUACAACUCUACAAUGACUGUAAAAUUGGUUGACAAAGGGAAGGUUAGGUCUGAAUACAAGAAAGAAAGAGUAUGCAUCACAAAGGAGUGUUCUCUGGAGGUAAAGAAGAUGCGAAAGGAAGAUGAAGGUCCUUACACCUGCAGAUCCAUCCUAUCAUCAGGAGGAUACGUUGAUCAUCUACGAUAUGAUCUAAAACUAAUCACAAGCACACACAGACCAACCACAACCAAAGUGAAAGUGUUUUUGACACAUGGCGUAGCAAACACAGCUUGCACAAGCACAUCCAAACCAACGACUACACCAUUGAAAGGAGCAGCCAGCAGCAGCCCAGCAGCAAGGCCCUCAACAUCAACACCAACCACACACACACUGAACGCUCCUACAGCGGGGGUCCUGCUGCGGGUCCUGGUGCUGCUGGGCUUCUCCGUCCUGACCCUGGUGGUUCUGCUCCGCCUCAUUGGCUGGUGGAGAACCAGAGGUAACAGGACGGCAACAGAAGAGUGCAUUGGUCUGAACUCUGCCAGCGACGCCCCGCCAGCCAGAGAACGCCUCGGCCCAGGGGCCAGUGACCAGCAGCAGCACACUGUGGAGAUGGACCUGGACUGGGCUCCCAGGGGCCCCUCUGUGGUCCAGCGUGGUGGGCAGAGGGCAGUAGGCUCAGCACAGGACCAAGAGGAUCCUGGUGAACUUAGCGAUGUGGCUACCUAUGAAAACCUGAGGGCCCCUCCGAGAUGUGCUGGGGACACUGCAGACACGGGCGUCCAUUUUGUCACCGUCCACCAACUGUCAAAAUGACAAACGUCUGGACAACACGUGAUGAAGCAGUUGGAAGCGGUCGGAGCUAGCUUGUUGUUGUAUUCAGAGAAUCAGAUGCAUUAUAACCGACUGAACAAACUUUGUUUCCCUUGGUCCUUAAACAAGCAUUUAGGCCUACACAACAAGCAGUAGGUCUACACUUGGUAGUCCUUAACACCAGUUGGGCUGUACAUGCAUGAGAUGACAUUUAUACUCAACGAAAAUAAUGAAAUGAAUACAAAAUCCAUGAAGCAAUAAUUGCUGAAUGCGUUCUCAUAAAUGUAAGUGAUGGGAACAUGUUUUUCAAAUGAGUUGAUAUGUUGUCCUUGACAGGACGCCAGAGACCAAACAAAAGAUAUGAAAAAUAAUAAACGGACCAAUGAACACAAAAGUAUUUAGCCAACAUUAUUGGUGAGGUUAAUUAUAUAAUACGACUAUUUUAAAGCUCUUUUAUUUACAUUUUUUCUUGUUCUACCAAACACCAUAUUCUGUUAUGCGUUAGACAUAUAGGCUACAAAUGUAAAUGAGAUGUACUUUCAACUGUGCAAUAAAAAAAUUCUGAUUUCUCCAUUUUUCGUUUUAAGUUCAUAAUGAGAUUUAACAGAAAUAUAAAAGCUUGUGAUCUUACAUUUUGGUCAAGCAUGGAUGAGGAGAGCCAAAUAUAAUUGACAG
Messenger RNA from Gadus chalcogrammus (walleye pollock), 1726 nucleotides. RefSeq lists its product as uncharacterized. Bases 101 to 1054 code for a protein of 317 amino acids. The record is from RefSeq and is a predicted model, not a curated record. The transcript is spliced from 10 exons. Lineage: Eukaryota; Metazoa; Chordata; Actinopteri; Gadiformes; Gadidae.